GUCAUAUGUUACAAAUCAAAAGUGUCAUUUUCAAAAAAAUAUAAAACAGUCUUCCGUUGAAUGUUUUUUUUUGUAUAUCGAAACACAUGCCGAAUUAAGAGGUUUUAAACAGUUUGAAAGCUGCCCAAGAAGUACUUUACGGUCACAAUGGACAAUUCAGACUUUUUUCCUGAAGCUUGUUCUACUGUAAAUAGAAAAAAGAAUAAAAACAGGCCACCCAGUAUUCAAAGUUAUUUUGAGGAGAAUGAUUCCUUGUGUUCAAUAAGGAAUAGUAGUAUUCCUAAAGCAAAUUCUAUGUCUGAAUCUAGUUUUCAAUUAGAGGAACAGAGACGUUUGGCUAGGACAUCACUUCAAAGAGCAACCAAAGUUUCACGGUUGCCAUCAAAAUAUUAUCAAGCGAAUUUAACUGAAACAGUUUCACAAACAGACAUUUGUAAUGACAGUACUGUCAAUGAAAGUGAUUUACUUCAUACUCCAAAGAAGGCUUCUACACCUCGAACAUCUUUGUCUCUUUUAAAAGAAUCUCUAGCUCAAAUGUCUUAUAAAGCCACUGAUAGCAAUUUUAGUAUAGAUAACUUGGUUAGUGAUUUUAAAAAUGUAUUUAAACAAACUGAUGAACAAAGUAGUAAUCUUUUUACACCUGCAGAUGAGGCAUGUAGUAUGUUAUUAGCUGAUGAAUUAUCAUGGAGACAAAAGAAUGAAAUGCCUGUUCAAGAAGAACAAUUUUCAACUUUAAAUAAUACAGGAAAAGAGUCAAUAGGAUCAUUUUUUCAAAAAGGAUCUAAUACAUUAUCAGAUUUUCCCUGCGAGAGUCCAAAUAUAACUAGGGAACCUAUUGCACUCAUAGAACCAUCAUUUAGUCUUAUAGGAAGAGACUUAUCUCAACAAGAUAAUGAGAAAAAAAGUUUAAGUAUAUCCGCAAUACAAAAAUUCCUAUCAUCAGAAGAUACACCCAAAAGAACUGUAUAUAAUCUUUGUAAAUUCACUUCUGAACCAGACAAAAAUGUUAAUUCAGAAAACAUAAGUUUCUCACUACCAGUUAGUAAAGAUUCAUCAUACAACAGUGAUCAUUCCGAAAAUGAAUCAAUGAAAUUAAUUUGUAAUAAAGAAAAUGUUAAUUCAUUGAACACUAAUACAUCACCUUCUUCCAGAACAUCAUCUAGGGCUUCAAGUGCAUUAACUUCUCUUCCAAACGGCAAAUUACCCAUAGAAACCUCAAAAUGUGACCUAAUUUGGGGCUGUGUUAAACUGGGGAAAUCUGUCACCCAAGAGUUUAUGAUUAGAAACAAAUCUGCAAAAAGACUUGGCUUGCAGUUAACACUCUGUAGUCAAGAAUUUAAGUUAAGGAAAGAUAAUAGAAAUGACAGUCAGCCUUUGGGUUCAAAUAAAAUAAUACUGCAUCCACAUGAAUCUAAAUCUGUAAUAGUAUCUUUUAUUCCAACACAAAUAGGUGCAGCAAUAGAUGAAUUGUAUUUUACUUCACUCGAUUCUAAUAUCAAUCAAAUUAAAAAACAAUGUGUUAGAUUAUUUGGAUAUGGUGGAUCUUUAAAAGUCGAUUUUCGUAAUUUAACUAGAGAUACCACAGGAAAAUUCUGGCUUUCUCUUGGAAAAUUGGAUGAUAGAAGUAUUAUAACAUCGCAAUUUUAUGUUAAAAAUAAAGGGGAUGUACCGGUUUUCAUCCACAUUUCUAUUAAUUCUUUGGAAACUUCAAAACUUGAUGUUAAUCCACAUUUUUUCACUUUGCUACCUCAAGAAGAGAAAGAAAUUGUAGUGAGCUACAAACCUUCUAAUAAUGAUUAUAAUUUCCUACAUAAAUCCCUUCAUAGUACAAUGGUUGUAGAUUUAGGAGGUUUAAACAUUAUUUUUGGUGCUGAAGUUGAAAGGGGAAGAAUCAGGAAAAUAUGUGAGAAAUGUAAUGAAACCGGUUUAAAAAUAUCUCAAAUAGCAAACACCUUAAAAGAAAAGAUAGAAAGAGAAUGUAUGCCUGUAGAUUUAGUUAAAUUUAAAGAACCACCAGGUCAUCUACAAGAAAUUAUCAAUUUAUUAACUCAUUAUCAAAUUGUUUUAACUCUUGAAAGAGAUCCUGAACAAACAAUUAUUCAACAAUAUCCAGAUGAAUCUGCUUUAUAUCAAUCUUUGUAUCAAGACACUACAGUUGUUUGUAAUCAGUCUGGAAACCAACACUCAUGUUAUGUGGCACCGACAAUUUUAGUAUUAACAAUUCCUUACAAACAUAAAGAUACUAUAUUUUUACAAUCGAAUAAUCAAAAUAAACUAAAUUUUAUUGCCAGCUGUCAAGAAAAUGAUUUAGAAUUAAAACCAAGAGAAGGAAUUCUGGAUUCUUAUGGUACAGUUACUAUUAGUGUAAAAUACAUUUCUACAUCUGUAACUGCAAAAAAAGAUUUUAAAAUUGUAAUAAUUGUUGAAAAUGAAAUAUUUGAAGUUGAAGUGAAAGUAGAAUUUCUUGGAUCAGCUAAGAAUAAAACUAAGUCCGUCCUUAAUUGUAUGAUUUAAAAUAGAUGUAUUGUUUUUUUAAUUCGUGACGUUUAAGCCAAAAUAUACUUGAUUUUAAUGUUUAAGAAAUGUUAAUUUUAAAAUUUCAAAUUUUACACACUGACCUAUUUAUUGUUUGUUUUUUAUUUAUUUAUAUGUAUAGUUUGUUUAGUUGAAUAUAAAGUAUGUACUGAAAUUUACAACAAGGUACAAUUAAAUUAUUGGAAAAAUACACAUUUUCUUAUGUGCUUUCUAGAUA
Molecule: messenger RNA, 2752 nt
Organism: Psylliodes chrysocephalus
Lineage: Eukaryota; Metazoa; Arthropoda; Insecta; Coleoptera; Chrysomelidae
Source: the annotation of a GenBank genome assembly